GCUUUUUAUACAGCCACACCUUUUCUCACAGGUGUGUCCAUCAGAAGAGACGUGGUCCUCCUGGAAGGAGGAUACGCCUGGACAAAGAUGGAUUCUUCCCUCUCCAAAGGUGGAGCCGUUCCUUCAGGCAUCCGGCCAGCGGGAGAUCUGCAGGCGACAGAAGAUGCAGACCUAAGUGGGAAGAAGCAGAGUGAGGGUCAGCCUGGACAGCCGACAGGAAAUGAUGAUGAACUGAUGUACUCAAUGGACAGCUCUACAGACAGUGAAGAUGAGGGUAUUGGCAAAAAAGCGAAGAAGAAAAAGAAGCUGAAAAAGAAGAAGAAGAAGAAGAAGGACUCCAGUUCAUCAUCAUCAUCUUCUUCUUCUUCCUCCAGUAGUUCCUCAGACAGUGACAGUGAGGAUGAGAAGAAAAAAAAGAAAAAGAAGGAAAAGGAGAAAAAAAAGAAGGUCUGGGAGGGCAUCAUCGUCUGUCAGGAAGGUCCCGAGUGUCUGGAAGAAACUGGAGAAGGCAUGCACAUGAAGCCUGAUUACGACUCAUCAGAUGACGAAAGUGAUAAGAAGAAGAAAAAGGAUAAGAAGGAGAAAAAAAAGAAGAAAAAGAACAAGGACUCAAGUUCUUCUUCUGACAGUUCAUCUUCAUCUGAUAGUGAGGAUGACAAGAAAAAGAAAAAGAAGAAAAAGGACAAGAAGAAGAAAAAGAAAAAGAAAAACAAGAAAAAGGAUUCCAGCUCUUCGUCUUCAUCCUCUGAUAGUGAGAAAGACAAGAAGAAGAAAAAGAAGAAAAAGGAUAAGAAAAAGGAUGAAGAGCAAAAAGACCCCAGCAGUGCUCUUUCAGGUGAAGGUGGUGAGACAGGAGCUGGUGGAGGCAGAGAUGCUGACAAGGACAAAGAGCUUACAUCAGCAGUAGAGGGCACCCUCUCCACCACACAAGCUGGGGGAGCACAGCCAUUUCCUUCUGGCAUUGAGGAUGGUCACCUGAGUGAUGAUGAGGGAGAAGGAAGGAAAGAGGACAAAAAGAAGAAGAAGUUGAAGAAGAAAAAGGAAUCUUCCAGCUCCUCUUCGUCUUCAUCUGAUAGCUCUUCCGACAGCGAGGAUGAAAAGAAGAAAAAGAAAAAGAUGAAAAAGAAGAAAGAUAAGGAUUCCAGCUCUUCCUCAUCCUCAGACAGUGAGGACGACAAGAAGAAGAAGAAGAAGAAGAGAAAGAAGACAAAAAAGAAGGAUUCGAGUUCAUCUUCUUCAUCAUCAUCUUCUUCGGAUAGUGAGCAUGACAAAAAGAAGAAGAAGAAAAAGAAAAAGAAGACCAAGAAAAAGAAGGAUAAGGACUCUAGCUCUUCCUCUGACAGUGAUGAUGACAAGAAAAAGAAGAAGAAGAAGAAAAAGAAGUCCUCCAGCUCUUCUGAUGAAAGCUCUUCUUCUUCUUCUUCUGAUAGUGAUGGCAGCAAGAAGAAAAAGAAGCACAAGAAAAAGAAGAAGAACAAGAAAAAGAAGAAAAAGAAGGAUUCUUCUUCCUCCUCCUCUUCUAGUGAUUCUUCUAGUGAUGAUGACAAGAAGAAAAAGAAGAAAAAGGACAAGAAGAAGAAGAAAAAGAAAGACAAGAAAAAGGACUCAGAUUCUUCUAGCAGUGAUGAUAAGAAGAAGAAGAAGAAGAAAAAGGACAAAAAGAAAAAGGACUCAUCCAAAUCAUCCGACAGCGACAAGGAGAAUAAAGAGGAGAAGGACAAGCAGGAAAGCCCUGAAGGUGACCAAAGCAGUGAGCCCAAACCAGAGUCUUCAGACUCGAGCGUCAGUUUACCUUCUUCCUCCGGCGGUGUCAGCUCUGCUCAGAGCGGCACCGGAUCCUCGUCCUUUGUGUCUCUCUCCUCCACGGUGAAGAUGGAUCCUCCGAAACCUUCAGCCACCUAUAAGUUGUCAUCUGCAUCCAGCGGCGCUAGCUCUGAUCGGAGCAGCACGGGGUCCUCGUCCUUUGUGUCACCUCCCUCUGCUGUGAAGACGGAUCCUUCACCCACCUACAAGUCGCCUUACACCAGCACCAACCUGACCGUUGGAGACAAGGCUCCAACUCACAGGUCCAAAAGCCCCAUGGAGGCCUUGAUGGGGAACCCCAGGAGGUAUGGAGAUGGAACGACCAGAACCACCACCACCCUCUCCUCAAGUGACCUCCUGAGAGGCCCCAAGCCUUACCAACCAUGACAUGACCAGAUGAAAGCAGUGCUGAUCAAUCUAGAUCAAUGCUAACAAUGCUUUUGGGUAUGUUUUAUGGCCGUUUCAAACAUGGUCAUUGAAUAUACGUGCAAGUCAGCUCUGUUGGCUUCUUGAGAGUUAACACUAAUAAAAACUAAUAAUAAAAAUAAAAAAAA
Messenger RNA from Poecilia latipinna (sailfin molly), 2357 nucleotides. Its product is annotated as cylicin-1. The transcript is spliced from 24 exons. The record is from RefSeq and is a predicted model, not a curated record. NCBI's taxonomy places the organism in Eukaryota, Metazoa, Chordata, Actinopteri, Cyprinodontiformes, Poeciliidae. Bases 88 to 2190 code for a protein of 700 amino acids.